Messenger RNA from Manis javanica (Malayan pangolin), 3745 nucleotides. The record is from RefSeq and is a predicted model, not a curated record. NCBI's taxonomy places the organism in Eukaryota, Metazoa, Chordata, Mammalia, Pholidota, Manidae.
AUGACUCUGGAUUCCACAGAAUCCCUGUUCAAGGGCCUGACAGCAUGGGUUAAUUCUACUACUCCCCCUUCUCCAUCCAGAGAGGACAGAGCAGCAGUCUGCCAGUCAGAAGAGUACACCUCUGCGCUUACCUACGAUAGGGCGAAGGUAAUGGCUGAGGCUUUCCAGUGCCUGCGGAGGCAGAGAAUUGAUAUAUUCCGCUGGGGGAAUGCUGGGGACUGCCUGGUUAACCCAGCUGUGCCCUGGGGCAAGAGGAUCGACAUCCAGAGAGCUCUGUAGCAGGUACGGUUUGAAGGCUUGACAGGAAACGUGCAGUUUAAUGAGAAAGGCCGCCCGACCAACUACACCCUCCAUGUGAUUGAAAUGAAGCAUGAUGGCAUCCGAAAGAUUGGUUACUGGAGUGAAGAUGAUAAGUUUGUCCCUGCAGCCACUGAUGCUCAAGCCGGUGGGGAUAACUCAAGUGUCCAGAAUCGAACAUACAUCGUCACUACGAUCCUCGAAGACCCUUAUGUGAUGCUCAAGAAGAAUGCCAACCAGUUUGAGGGCAACGACCGCUACGAGGGCUACUGUGUGGAGCUGGCAGCAGAGAUUGCCAAGCACGUGGGUUAUUCCUACCGUCUGGAGAUCGUCAGUGAUGGAAAAUAUGGAGCCCGUGACCCUGACACCAAGGCCUGGAAUGGCAUGGUGGGGGAGCUGGUCUACGGAAGAGCAGAUGUGGCUGUGGCCCCUUUAACCAUCACCUUGGUCCGGGAAGAGGUGAUAGACUUCUCCAAGCCAUUUAUGAGUUUGGGGAUUUCCAUCAUGAUAAAAAAGCCACAGAAGUCCAAGCCCGGGGUCUUCUCCUUCCUUGACCCUUUGGCUUAUGAAAUUUGGAUGUGCAUCGUCUUUGCCUACAUCGGAGUGAGUGUCGUCCUUUUCCUGGUCAGCCGCUUCAGCCCCUAUGAAUGGCACAGUGAAGAGUUUGAGGAAGGGCGGGACCAGACGACCAGUGACCAGUCCAAUGAGUUUGGGAUAUUCAACAGCUUGUGGUUCUCCCUGGGAGCCUUCAUGCAACAAGGAUGUGACAUUUCUCCCAGGUCCCUGUCCGGCCGCAUCGUUGGUGGCGUCUGGUGGUUCUUCACCUUGAUCAUCAUCUCCUCAUACACGGCCAACCUGGCUGCCUUCCUGACCGUGGAGAGAAUGGUGUCUCCCAUUGAGAGUGCCGAAGACCUAGCAAAGCAGACAGAAAUCGCUUAUGGGACACUGGAAGCAGGAUCCACUAAGGAGUUCUUCAGGAGGUCUAAAAUUGCUGUAUUUGAGAAGAUGUGGACAUACAUGAAGUCAGCAGAGCCAUCAGUUUUUGUGCGGACCACAGAGGAGGGGAUGAUCCGAGUGAGAAAAUCCAAAGGCAAAUACGCCUACCUUCUGGAGUCCACCAUGAACGAGUACAUUGAGCAGCGGAAACCCUGUGACACCAUGAAGGUGGGAGGUAACUUGGAUUCCAAAGGCUAUGGCAUCGCGACACCCAAGGGGUCUGCCCUGAGAAAUCCAGUAAACCUGGCAGUGUUAAAACUGAACGAGCAGGGGCUUUUGGACAAAUUGAAAAACAAAUGGUGGUACGACAAGGGCGAGUGCGGCAGCGGGGGAGGUGAUUCCAAGGACAAGACAAGCGCUCUGAGCCUCAGCAAUGUGGCGGGCGUGUUCUACAUCCUGAUUGGAGGACUUGGACUAGCCAUGCUGGUUGCCUUAAUCGAGUUCUGCUACAAAUCCCGUAGUGAAUCCAAGCGGAUGAAGGGUUUCUGUUUGAUCCCACAGCAAUCCAUCAACGAAGCCAUACGGACAUCGACACUCCCCCGAAACAGUGGGGCAGGAGCCAGUGGUGGCGGUAGUGGAGAGAACGGCCGGGUGGUCAGCCAUGACUUCUCCAAGUCCAUGCAAUCGAUUCCCUGCAUGAGCCACAGUUCAGGGAUGCCCUUGGGAGCCACAGGAUUAUAACUGCAGCAGACGGAGCCCCCUUGGGGAGCAUGUUCAGGCUCCCCAGUUCCAUCCCAAACCCUUCAGUGCCAAAAACAACAACAUUGAAACGCAGCCGCCACCAACCACCAUGACCACGAGGAGGAGGAUUCAACAGAUUUUCUGAGAGAAUCAAGAAACUACUUUGCUGCCCCUUUUCCCUUCCUGAUGCUCUUUCACCUUUCUCUGUUUGCUAAGUGAGGAUGACAAAUAACACUGUACUGCAAUAAGGGGAAAUAACCCUGUCUAAUAGAACCUGUGUCUCUGAAAAUGGAGUCACUAGAACACUAACGAGAAAACUGUACUGUUUUCUUUCAAUUCGGUUAACAUGUCUUAGUGUGUGCAAUAUUUUUUUCUUACUAAUAUCCAUGGUUUGCAAGUUCUGUUAGGCCCCUUCCUUUUCCUUACUUACUCCUUAUCCCCAACUUCCUACCCAUCCCUCUUUAGUUUUCAGAUUGGAGAUUCAAGAUUUGUUCCACCUACAAGCAAGCAACAGGGAAAAGGUAACCUUCGACCUAAUCCGCCACAGGAGCUCUCCAAGUCACCCUCUGCUCCUCUGCCCCAAGCCAUGGAUGAGGAUGGACACUUGUUGGAGUGGACUGCCUGCACCGGACAGGGCACUGCCUAGGCACUAAUUUAGUUAAGAGCAUGUAUGAGAAGCAGCUCAGAGGGUGGUGGAGAGGGCAAAGGCAGGUGUGCAUCCAGAGGACACGUAAAGUUAUUGCUGGAGGCUCAGAUAAAGCUUCCUUGAUGUGUAACAGCCAACCUUUAGGCCUUAGGUGGAAUGGCAUGUUUCUUUACAGAGUCACCCUCAGCCCUCGGAAUUAUGGCCUUUCACUACCCUCAAGCCCAAAGGUACUCCAGUGGCUGAAGGACUAUUGGCCUCCUGAACCAAGUAGAGCCUUGGGAAUAGCUGACAGCCAGGGACCAUGAUUCUCACUCAUCAUUUGCUUGACAUCUGAGCAGGAACCCCAUUGUGGAGUAGACUCUCUUCAGAGCCUCUGAAAUGGGGGGAAAUGCUAUGCAAGCUAAGUACAAAAGAAAGGUGAUGGGAGAAUUUUAGAAGAGUAAGCUUCGGCAAAGCCCACGGAGCAAUAGAACCUUCCUUGGUGUACCCUGUCCUAGGACUGAGAGACCAAAUGUGAAGCUUACAGUUUUGCUGACCUGGAAUACUUGGGUUUUUAUGUCCAUACAAAAGUGUUGUUUUAGCACAUGGCCAGAUAAUGUUCAGUCGUCUUUACAAAGUAAAAUGCUGGAGGCUCACUUAUUUGAAGGAGGAUAGGGAGAUUAAGUUGAUAAUGACAUUGAGGAACCUUCAGAUCCCUGAGCCCAACUUGCAACCCAAGGAGGCUGAUCCUCUCCCUGGCUAAAACAGAAUGAAGAUUUUGUCCUAAUGACUAGAGUUAAUAUACCCAUGAUUGCAACUACAGUGCUGAACUAAAGCAAGAUUGGAGAAGUGACAGGGUUCACGGAGAGAAGUGACUGCAACUUUGGUUGGGGGUGGGGGGUUCCUGGCACAUAGCUUUCUUGGAGAUACCAACUCUCAUUCUUGGUGCAAUUGGCUUCUAGCUGUCCAGCAGCCACUCUCCUAGGUGCAUGAUCCAGUAUGUGCCAUGUGUCAUUAGCUUUUAUUGAUAACCAUGUUCUGGCUUAUUCUCUCACCCCCUACUUCUAUCCAGUCUUCUCUGCUAGGGUUAUCAUUAGCAAGUGACAAACUAAAGGUUUGGGAGCCUACCUACAAGUAGGUACAGCA